Molecule: messenger RNA, 1154 nt
Organism: Lepisosteus oculatus (spotted gar)
Lineage: Eukaryota; Metazoa; Chordata; Actinopteri; Semionotiformes; Lepisosteidae
Product: serine protease 27-like
Biological process (GO): proteolysis
Molecular function (GO): serine-type endopeptidase activity
Source: RefSeq, a predicted model, not a curated record
AGAGACCUGUUCCAUCACACACUGAGAUAAAGACUUUACAGAUCAAGACCCAUUCUGAGAAAACCAGGAGGUGAAAAUGACUUUCCUGCCGUUGCUGUUUGGGCUUCUGGUCAUGAACAUAUCUGAAGUGUCCAGCUCUCCUCUGUCCAGGAGCUCUAUAGUGGGUGGUCAGAAUGCAUCAGAGGGAGAGUGGCCCUGGAUGGCUUAUCUCAAGAUCAUUCCUGUCAAUGGAAGACCUGGAGAGUAUUUUAAAUGUGGCGGCUCUCUGAUCAGUAAUCACUGGGUUCUUACAGCUGCACACUGCCUGGAAGAUGCCUUUAAGUGGUGGGAAUCUGAGGUGGUCCUGGGACUGUACAAGCUGGACAUAUCUAAUAAACACAAUGUGACACGCCGGAUGAAGAACUUUAUCAUACAUAAGAACUUCCAGAAAACCCACAGCGUCCUUCAAGGGUCUGAUGUCGCCCUGGUGGAGCUGGACAGGCCAGUGUCAACAAGUGGCAACGCGUACAUCCAGCCUGUGAUCCUGGGGCAGAGCUCUGACCGCUUCACUGUCAAAUGGGAGUGCUGGGGUACAGGCUGGGGGGACAUUGACAACGGAGUCAGACUGCCUUUUCCUGGCACACUACAGAAAGUCCUGCUGUCCAUCAUAGAGAACAAGCGUUGUCAGGACAUCUACAAGAACCGCUACAGAAUCCAAUCAGACAUGCUGUGCGCUGGGUACACAGAGGGAGGAAAGGACGCCUGCCAGGGCGACUCUGGGGGUCCCCUGGUCUGUCGGAAAGACAAGAAGAGUCCUUGGAUCCAAGCUGGGAUAGUGAGUUUCGGCUGGGGCUGUGGGCUACGUGACUCCCCUGGAAUCUACAUCCAGGUCUCCAGCUACAGGGCCUGGAUAAAAAAACACACCAAAGUCUGAGACUUCUCCUAAGGCUAGGGGAGCGCCCCCUGGUGUCUUCCUGAAUAAUUGCAGGCUUUGCUGUGCUCUAAUGUAACCAUAUUACCACGCUGUGCUAUCUCCUAUCUAUGUGUGCCUCCUGUCCUGUUGUGUGUGUUGAUCACUGAGCGAUUCUCUGUGAUCUCCUCUCUCACUGCGUCUCCUGUCCUCACUCUGGUGAGACUCUUGGCUCUGCUCUGCCUGCUGUAAGAGAUCACUUGUA